Molecule: messenger RNA, 6932 nt
Organism: Cydia pomonella (codling moth)
Lineage: Eukaryota; Metazoa; Arthropoda; Insecta; Lepidoptera; Tortricidae
Product: LMBR1 domain-containing protein 2 homolog
Exons: 11
Coding region: 589-2643 (684 amino acids)
Cellular component (GO): membrane
Source: RefSeq, a predicted model, not a curated record
GCUAAUUAUAUUGCUAAUGCUACUACAACACGUUUUCGCGAUAUGAACGUUCACGCCGUUCACUCUGCAGCGCUUCAUAUAAUAUGUGGGCUAUAAUUGUCGCAUCCACGAUGUUUAUCAAAACCACUACUAUCUAAACUAAACGCAGUUGAAUGAUGUGAACAGACUAACGUCAAUAACGUCAUCCACAUUUUCCACAACACGACCUAAUUUUCUGUCUUGUUAUCAAAAUAUUAAAACUAAUGCUUAAAGCGUGUCUAAAUCAUUGAUUUUUCAUUAAUGUUAGCUUUAUACUUACCAUCAACAAUGUUAUUAUUUUUAACGAGUGUCUAAAAUGUCUGAUACGAAGUCUGAUAACAUAAGUAUAGAGUUCGAUCCGAUUUUGCCUGAUACUGGUGUCUUGUUUUACGAGGAAUGUCCCGCGGAGUAUGAGAUUGAGAAGCCGAUAUUGUUGCCGUUAAAAUCAUCGACUCAAGUACGUUUCGAACAGCUUCAGCACGAAGCGGCGCGAGUGUGGAGAGACAAACAAAGAACAGCGGUGACGGCGAAGAAAAACUAAAGAUUUCUUGUUCAAAUUAGCCUGUCAAUAUGGCUUACACACUGUUUGUGAUAGAGAUUAUAUCAGCGUUUAUAUUGGCAGCUACAUUGUUGUACAGAUAUGGAGAUGUGUACAGAAAUCACAUAAUAGUGACAGUAGCUGUAGUUACAGCAUGGUACUUCUCGUUUGUUAUUAUGUUUAUAUUGCCAUUGGAUGUGUCUUCGACGGUAUAUCGACAAUGCAUGCAAAACAGCAACUCAACUACAGUGGCCCCGAGUGUGUCUCCUCUACACAAUGAGUCCACCACCACCAUCCCCCCAGUCACAAAAUGUCAGAAACCAUGGAGCUUUGUGGAUGACAGUGUGUUCCCUAAUCUCUGGAGGGUUGUCUAUUGGACUUCACAAUGUCUUACCUGGUUGAUAAUGCCAAUGAUGCAGUCAUACAGCAAAGCGGGCGACUUCACAGUUAAGGGCAAGCUGAAGUCGGCGCUCGUUGACAAUGCCAUUUACUACGGCUCGUAUCUCUUCAUCUGCGGCAUUCUGCUCAUUUACAUUGCACUGAAGGGUGUGUCUUUGGACUGGGCCAAGAUCAAGGCUAUCGCGUCCUCAGCUAGUAAUACAUGGGGUCUGUUUCUCCUGAUUCUUCUUUUGGGCUACGCCCUGGUGGAGGUACCAAGAAAUCUGUGGAACAACUCUAAGAAGAAUUAUACUCUGACAUACACUUACUUCAAGAUAGCCAAACUGAGUACUGACAAAUGUGAAGCAGAGGAAAAUAUGGACGACAUAUUGGAUAGUCUGUCGGCGAUCACCGCGGCCGUGGGCCCCGGGCACCCGCUGCACCGGCACGUGGAGACCACGGUGCAGAAGCUGCCCGUGCAGCUGCGGGACCGCCUCAACAGCCGCCCGGCGCCCGAGCGGCCCGCGGCGCCGUCGCUCAAGUCGCUCGUCAACUUACAUAAGAAGAUGAUCAAGGCCCUCCACGUCCUCCAACGCACCGAGACCCAGUGGGGCAUAACGUUGGAGCGAGUGUUCCACCUAGAGGACGUGGCUACCAACCUGCGCUCUCCGGACCGGCGCUUCACCCACACGUUCCACACUGCACGGCCGCGCGCCCUGCGGCUGCUGUACCCGCCCACUACAGAAUGGUACUGGGAGUGCAUCCUAAAGCAGUACUUCCUGAAGACGAUGGCUGUGAUCACCGGCAUCAUGUCGCUGGCGCUCGUGUGGUCCGAGAUGACGUUCUUCAGCAAGCAGCCCGUGCUGUCCAUCUUCGCAAACAUCCUCAACGCUGCUAAAUACACUUACAACUAUGCGGCUAUUGUCUGGGUGUCGACUCUCGUGAUCGCGUACAUGUUCUACUGCGCGUACUCGACGGUACUGAAGAUCAGAUUGCUGAAUCUGUGGUAUCUGGCGCCGCACCACCAGACCAACGAGUACAGCCUCAUCUUCUCCGGCAUGAUGGUGUGCCGCCUCACGCCCGCCAUGUGCCUCAACUUCCUCAGCCUUGUACAUAUGGACUCGCAUGUUAUUAAGGAGUAUGUGAUGGAGACUUAUUAUACUCAGAUAAUGGGCCACAUGGACGUCCUGGGCAUCAUCGCCGAAGGCUUCAACAUCUACUUCCCGAUGCUCGUGGUACUGCUGUGCGCGGCUACGUACCUCUCGCUCGGCAGUCGCCUCCUCUCGCUCUGCGGCUUCCACCAGUUCGUGGGCGACGACGAGCUGACGACUGAUCUCGUUGAUGAGGGCCGGGAGAUCGUUAAGCGAGAAAAGCGGAAGCGGCAGCGCGCGGAGGAGUCCCUGACGCGGCGCCGCGACUACAGCGAGCGCUACUCCGGCCACCGCGCCCGGCGGGACCACCAGGACGGAGCCCACACCGGGCUCCUUCACGACGUGGACUCAGACCACUACGUCCAACCGAGUCCCGAACGAUCCCAGCCGAUCUCCGCCUACCAGCGCGCGGAGCUGCCUUACAACCGGACUAGCGUAGACGACGACCUCGACCAGCGGUUCGGCGCGAGCACGCUGCCCGCCAUACAGUCGCAGUUCGACGAGCGGCGGCGGGACAAGAUGAGCGCGCCGCCGCGAGGCCUCUUCGAUGAUGUGUGAAGUGCAAUAGACCGGGUUUUUGUAAAGAACUUUUGAGGCCUUGUAAAUUGACAGCGUACAGAAUUAUUGUAGUUUAUUAUAACAGUUGGAAUUGUGGUGUAUACGGAUUAAAGGUAAAUUGAUUGAGAAUAAACUAAAACUACGGUAUCGGGAAAUUCUGUCCUAAUUUACGCCCAUGACAUACUUGGCUAUUAUUGCGCAAAUAUUACGGUCAUUUUCGUUUGAGAUAUUGGAAGGAGAUGCAACACGAAUGUUUGGGCAAAUACAGCCAUGUGUGUUUUUCGACUUUAAAUUCUUUGAAUUCCAUCGUAUGCGCUAGCCUAAAAUAGACUAGGAUUUAGGCCCAAAAUCAAACCCAGUUUAUUCAAUGUUUCUUUAUGAAAACUCGUAGUAAGGUGUACAGUAAAUUAUUCUGCAGUAUAAUAUUGGUUGUUAUAAAUAUUAUAAUUGUGUUAAUAAAUGUGGAUGCUUGAGUCAUAUAAGAGAUUUAUUUUUUGUACAAAAAAAGUAUUUGCUUUUGUCCAUUGUAAUAAUUUUAUUAGUGUUAGUCGUAGUGAACUAUUUAAUAUAUUCCAAUUAUUUUAGGUCAUUGACAUAUAUGUAAGGACGGGCCUUACGGGCAAUAAGAAUGGGGCCAGGCCUGCUCAGCGGUGUCACGCACGCGAAUUCGAGCCAAUCCUGCAGUCUUAACGCCACAACGCGAUUGGUUGAUGAGUUCGCAUCACGCGCGCAAUUAGUUGCGUUACCUAAAGUGCAUGAUUGGCUCGAAUUCGUGAGUGACACCACUGAACUAGCACCAUUCUUAGUGCCCGUAAGGCCCUUACAUAUAUGUCAUUUUAGGUACAUUUGUUGUUGCUCAUUAGAAUUCCUUCGAGUCUCAGGCAUAGACAAAGUAUAAAGUCCCAGACGUUCCAUACAUUUUGUAUGAAAUCGAUUGUGCAUAUAGCGUCUGUGGGACUUAAAGGUAACUUUUCUGCCGACGCGAUAUCGUGUUCGUGGGAUUCGAGGGGUUAGAAAAGUCACACGAAAUAGCAUCCUCCGUAUCUUUUGCGUAGUACUAAUUAUAAUGAGCUGGGUGUCUAUCUUGCGCGGUAACAUCUUUGAGGUCGGCUAUUUCUUAUUGUUCCAUCGCCCGCUCGCCAAUGAUCAGUUAAGAAGUUUAGUGUUACUGUUAGUUCAUCAAAAAAAAAAAAACAUAUUUUAUUUUCAAACAGCCAAACACACGUAAACUAUAAGGUACAAACAAUAAAUUAACUAAGUGUGCUAGCAAAAAGGCUCAAGCUCAGCAUUGUGCUACAGCACGGAGGCUGCAGCGCUAUUUUCAGCUUGCUCCUUAUUGGUGAAACUGGCGGUUUUCAAGAGAUUUGUGACGUAGUUAUUUAUGUAUACAAUUAGUUUCAAUAAUAUCUACAAGACGGUAUAUUGACAACAUUUUGCGCACCAUGCCGGUUAUUAGGAUUACAUUAAUGAAUGUUACGCUUCUAUGCUAUCUGCAACUCACUCCUAACGUGAUCUUAAACAUGAUAAAUAAAACAAAAACUUCAGUUGGUGUUAAAAAUGCUGAUUAAAAGUAAAUAGUUCGAUAAUUAACCUUCGUCUUGAUACUCUUCAUUUGUAAACGUUCUACUGCAUAUAAUUCUUAUCACCUUUUUAUGUUGGUACGUUGCCCCUCUAUAAUGAAUGUUAGAAACUGUAAGCCCGUUACGUAAGUCAAUUAGUAAAACAAGUUGUAUUAUACAAGGUGGCCAAAAAAUAUGUGCAUUCCCGUUGCCAGGGAGGUUUUGGGAUUAUACUGAGCAACUUUUACUAUGUGACCAACCAACCCCAAAAUCGCGAAAAAGAACCCUUUACCCUCCCAUAAAAAAUGGACCAGCUAGAAUGUAUAAAAUGACCAAGAAUUUUUUUUCGCGAUUUCGGGUUUGGUCCCAUAGUAAAAGUUGCUCAGUAUAAGCUCAAAACCUCCCUGGCAACGGGAAUGCACAUAUUUUUUGGCCACCUUGUAUACAUCGUGUCAUUCACGAAGACACAUGCCUUGACUCGUAUUGUCAUAUUAUGAAAGGUUAGAUUUGACAAAUCUGCGCGUCAUCAUGAAUGACACGAACUAUAGGUCUAUUUACCUCAGGCGGUUGGUAAAAAAUGCGCUGUGAUUUUCUAGUAGAAGGUAGGAUUAGACCAAGAUAAGUCUGCAAUGAUUUUGAUAGCUUACGCAGUACAAGUUUUAUUUAUAAGUCAUAAUUUCAUAGAAGUUUGACGUUUAAUAUAACACUUGCAAUGCGUGUGCUAUCAAAAUCUUUGCAGACUUAUCUUGGUCUAACUCUAGCUGAGAUUUAGACCGAAAUCUAUACUGUGUAUCGUUAGGUAUGUAAAGAAAGUAAACAAUUUGUAAAUAUUCCGGUAGUUAUAACAAUUAUUGGUUGACCAACCAAAUACAUAACCGCCUAGAUCUGUGACUGAACGACCUGACUUUCACCUAUAUUACUUGAUCAUGUAAUGUUUUCAUCUCCCCUCAACUGGCUUAAGGAGAAAUUUGUGGGUAGACUUUGAUUAUUUUUAUUUAAAUACCUAAAGAUACAGAGUAUAGAUAUAUUAUAUUUUUACUUAACAUAAUAUAAACCAGCUUCAUGCAGUCAAGCCUUCAACAAUCCGCAGCUUAUCAUAAUUACUUCAUACCAAUCGGCUCAGUUAAACGCUAAGCCUAUAACAAUACGGCCAUACCACGCAUAACAGCAAAUUGGUUUCUUAAUAGCUAUAUAUACGCUGUAGAGCAGAAUAGUGAAAUAGUAUGUAAUGGGAAAGAAAGAUGCCCCUGUCUGUUUAGGACAUCUGUAGUUAUAGUGGAAAUAUUAGAUGUUUAAAUGUCUUAAGGCCGACAGGGAUGCCUUAAAAUGAUAACACAUUUAGUUAUUCAUUUUUGUGUCAUCCUGUUUUUAUACGUUUUAUAACUAGCUGUAUAAUAGAAUGUGUAUUUAUCAUAAGUGGUGAAAAACUAAGGAGAUAAUAGAGAAUUUCCUCAAUGCCUAAAAUUAACGUCAAUUAUUCUGUUUCACGGGCUAUUCUGUUUAGUGUUUUCUUUAUUUAUGAUUUAUUUAUUUGAAAUUUAAAUCAGGCAAUAAACUUAACACAAUUUAGGCGACAAAACGGCGUGGCUCCGUUGAAUUGUCGUGUCUUGUGUCGGAUUUAUUAACCAUGAUAAGAUUUUUGGCACCUCUGCUGAAAAUAAAUACAUUGAAAUACUCGGCCCUCCCUUUAAUUUGCCUCAUUUGGCUCAAAUACGCGAUUCCGGGAUACCAAGUUAGCUAUCGCUACUUAGGGAAUAUCCACCUUAUCCUUCACAUGCGUCUUAGGAGGGCGUCUAACGACAUCUACCGCAACACGGUUGAGAAGAGGUAGUGAUUAUUUUCUUUAUUACAGAAAUUCUAGUUUUGUUGAAAAUCUAACUACAGUAAAAUACAUAUAUUCAUCAGUAGAUCAUUCUCAAAUUAUAUGACUGCGGUCAGAUUCAACUCCGUCAAACUUCAUACAUUUAGUAUGGUUUGACGGAGUUUAGACGCAGGCACAGAUCUGCAGAAUGACCCAGUACGAGUAAUCAUUAACUUUUAUAAAAUAAUACAGUUAUAUGCGUUACUAGCGUUUUACUUUAUAACAAUCUGUUUUAACAAUGAACGAAAAAUAUGAUAUGCAUUCGGUAGGAACAUAAUAUACAGAGCUUCAACAAUUAUGUAGAUAGGUAACAUGUAUUAUAACGAGAUUUUUUUAAAUAGAGUUUUAAAGGUAAAUACCAGUUUGUCUUUUAUUAUUUAAGGUUCAUUUUUGUGUGAUACGUCCUUCACGCUAGCGGUAUUUGUAAAUCUUGUAUUUAAUUUAUUUAUCUUUUAGCGUCAACAGCAAGAUUCUAGAUGAACCAUUUUAUGUACAAAUAAUAGUAGUUCCAGCAACCAAGUAUUCGUACCACGAAAAACUUACGUGGUACGAAUAGGUACUUGGUUGCUGGAACCAAGUGGAACUCGCAAGACAUAAAUAUAUUGACAGAUUAGUAGUAGUAGUUGAGAGAUCUUCUUUUAAAAAACGGCUCCCAUCAAUUUUAUAAUGACUUCGCCAAUUACAAAAGUAAGUGUAUGACGAUAUACGAUGGUUGCUUUUCGUAAUGGUCACCUCACACUAGCGUCUUUUGAGCGUCGGCGUCUAGUUAUUGCUGGACUUGGCAAAUAACCUCGAUGGAUUGCCGGGAGUUGUCUAAAGAAUGGUUAAACGCGUUUCUAGACUAGUUCUUCGUUAGCUGCACACUUCUA